UGUCAAACGAGGCUUCCUGUGCUGAGCUCUGCCGAACACUCGUUCACUUUGUUCGAAUCCGUCGCCGCUUAGACUUCGUGAUUUCUCAUUCAGCUUAUUCGAGACCAUCGUGUAAUCAUCCAACAUGGGCAAGGAAAAGAUUCACAUCAACAUUGUCGUGAUCGGACACGUCGAUUCCGGUAAGUCGACCACCACCGGACACUUGAUCUACAAGUGCGGUGGUAUCGACAAGCGUACCAUCGAGAAGUUCGAGAAGGAGGCCCAGGAGAUGGGAAAGGGAUCCUUCAAGUACGCCUGGGUUUUGGAUAAGUUGAAGGCUGAGCGCGAGCGUGGUAUCACCAUCGAUAUCGCCCUGUGGAAGUUCGAGACUGCCAAGUACUACGUGACCAUCAUUGAUGCCCCCGGACACAGGGAUUUCAUCAAGAACAUGAUCACUGGUACCUCGCAGGCCGAUUGCGCCGUGCUGAUUGUCGCCGCCGGAACCGGAGAAUUCGAGGCCGGUAUCUCGAAGAACGGCCAGACCCGCGAGCACGCCCUGCUCGCCUUCACCCUGGGUGUGAAGCAGCUGAUCGUUGGUGUGAACAAGAUGGACUCGUCCGAGCCCCCAUACAGCGAGGCCCGUUAUGAGGAAAUCAAGAAGGAAGUGUCCUCUUACAUCAAGAAGAUCGGCUACAACCCAGCCGCCGUUGCCUUCGUGCCCAUUUCCGGAUGGCACGGCGACAACAUGUUGGAACCCUCUACCAACAUGCCCUGGUUCAAGGGAUGGAAGGUGGAGCGCAAGGAGGGUAACGCUGACGGCAAGACCCUGAUCGAUGCCCUCGAUGCCAUCCUUCCCCCAGCCCGUCCCACCGACAAGGCCCUGCGUCUGCCCCUGCAGGAUGUGUACAAAAUUGGCGGUAUUGGAACAGUACCCGUGGGCCGUGUGGAGACUGGUGUGCUGAAGCCCGGUACCGUUGUGGUCUUCGCCCCUGCUAACAUCACCACUGAGGUCAAGUCCGUGGAGAUGCACCACGAGGCCCUGCAGGAGGCCGUUCCCGGAGACAACGUUGGCUUCAACGUCAAGAACGUGUCCGUGAAGGAGCUGCGUCGUGGCUACGUUGCCGGUGACUCCAAGGCUAACCCCCCCAAGGGAGCCGCCGACUUCACCGCCCAGGUCAUCGUGCUGAACCACCCCGGUCAGAUCGCCAACGGCUACACCCCCGUGUUGGAUUGCCACACCGCUCACAUUGCUUGCAAGUUCGCUGAGAUCAAGGAGAAGGUCGACCGUCGUUCCGGCAAGACCACCGAGGAGAACCCCAAGUUCAUCAAGUCUGGCGAUGCUGCCAUCGUCAACCUGGUGCCCUCCAAGCCCCUGUGCGUGGAGGCCUUCCAGGAGUUCCCCCCUCUGGGUCGCUUCGCUGUGCGUGACAUGAGGCAGACCGUGGCUGUCGGUGUCAUCAAGGCUGUCAACUUCAAGGAUGCCUCCGGUGGCAAGGUCACCAAGGCCGCCGAGAAGGCCACCAAGGGCAAGAAGUAGCUGGUUUGCUUCCACUCCACAACAACAACAACACGCAGUAGUAGCAACAACAACAAGCAUAUAACCAACAUCAUAAUGCAGCCAACAACACCACUCAAUAAUACCAGCAACAGCAGCAGCGAACACAAUAGUAGUAUAACACCAACACCUGUCCUGCGCAUGAUGACCGAUAAGAUGAUGUUCCAGCAGAAGCAUAAGUUUAAUUUCUUCCAUCGAAAGGAGUUUCGACGGAUACGAAUGCUAAAUGCAGACGAGGCCGCCUAAAUUGGGAAACGGUGGAUCCCAAGGAUAAGAGUGCACACUGGGAAAAACACUUGCAUUUACGCAUCCACUCCUCCAUCCACUUCCCCGUCGAUCUUUAGUUUACUACAUAUGAUAUGAUACACGGAGUUGUUGACUUCAUUAUAUCAUAUAUAGGAAUCCUCUGUAGCAUUUAUGAUAUCGUUUAAAUUAACCUUUAUACUUUGAUAUGUAUCAUUUAUCUUACCCUACUUUUGCACACACUACUUUGUACACAAGAAAAGAACCAGAAUAGAAGCGAUAACUAUAUUUACAAAAAAAAUAAAAACCCUAUUUUUGUA
Molecule: messenger RNA, 2097 nt
Organism: Drosophila sechellia
Lineage: Eukaryota; Metazoa; Arthropoda; Insecta; Diptera; Drosophilidae
Gene: eEF1alpha1
Product: eukaryotic translation elongation factor 1 alpha 1
Exons: 2
Coding region: 125-1516 (463 amino acids)
Biological process (GO): translational elongation
Molecular function (GO): translation elongation factor activity; GTPase activity; GTP binding
Source: RefSeq, a predicted model, not a curated record